Messenger RNA from Eucalyptus grandis, 1439 nucleotides. Its product is annotated as phytoene synthase 2, chloroplastic. Lineage: Eukaryota; Viridiplantae; Streptophyta; Magnoliopsida; Myrtales; Myrtaceae. Bases 42 to 1289 code for a protein of 415 amino acids. Gene Ontology annotation, molecular function: geranylgeranyl diphosphate synthase activity. The record is from RefSeq and is a predicted model, not a curated record. Gene Ontology annotation, biological process: carotenoid biosynthetic process. The transcript has 6 exons.
GGGUGCGGUGAAGCGAAGUGAAUACAUUCGAGUUUGGCAACAUGGCCAUGCCAUUAUCACGGUUUGCGACCACCCUCAACCCGGAGACAAUCCCCACAAGCCUCGGCUUUGUCGACGUGUUUCGCUGCUCGCAUAUGUCAAGAUUCGUCCUAGCAGAAAGACUGCGAGUGUCCGGCCACAGGUCAAAGACGGGUAGAAGCCAGAAACUGAGGUGGUGCUCGAUAAGCAGCACGAGCUCGGCGGCGGACGAAGAAGCCACGGCGGCGGAAUCCUUGGUGCAGAGGGUGAACAGCAUGGUGCUGAAGCAGGCGGCUCUGGUGAGCGAGCGACUGAGGUCGGAGGCCAAUCUGAAGGUCAAACCUGAUAUCUUUCUUCCAGGGACUCUGAGCAGGUUGGACGAUGCAUAUGACAGAUGCCGUGAAGUCUGCGCUGAAAAUGCCACGAAUUUUUACUUGGGGACAUUGCUCUUGACUCCGGAAAGGCGAAGAGCAAUGUGGGCGAUUGGUGUUUGGUGCAGGAGGACGGAUGAUCUCGUCGACGGGCCUAACGCUUCUCUCCUGACGCCUCAUGCUUUGGAUAGGUGGGAAUCGAAGUUGGAAGAACUUUUUGAGGGGCGUCCAUUUGAUGCGUUUGAUGCUGCUUUAUCAGACACCGUUGCCAAAUACCCGGUUGACAUUCAGCCAUUUAAAGACUUGAUCGAAGGGAUGAGGAUGGACCUCAGGAAGUCGCGAUACAAGAACUUCGAUGAGCUAUAUCUCUAUUGCUAUCAUGUGGCGGGUACCGUGGGUCUCAUGAGCGUUCCGGUCUGUGGAAUCGCACCCGACUCCCGGGCAACGAUGGAGAGUGUCUAUAGCGCUGCAUCGGCCUUGGGAACAGCUCUACAGCUAACCAACAUUCUCAGGGAUGUCGGCGAAGACGCAAGAAGAGGAAGGAUUUAUCUGCCACAGGACGAGUUAGCCCAGGCGGGUCUCUCUGAUGAUGACAUAUUCGCUGGGAAGGUCACGGAUAAGUGGAGGUACUUCAUGAAGAAUCAGAUUAAGAGGGCGAGGAUGUUCUACGAUGAGGCUGAGAAAGGAGUGAACGCGCUGAACACAGCCAGUCGAUGGCCGGUGUGGGCAUCCUUGCUGCUGUACCGGCAGAUCCUGGACGAGAUAGAAGCCAACGACUACAACAACUUCACAAGGAAGGCCCGCGUGAGCAAGGUCAAGAAACUAGCUACUCUGCCCAUUGCUUUUGCUAAAUCUCUCAUCGCACCGGCCCGAACAUCAUCUCCUCUAAUCAAGGAGUAAAUUGGUACACUAAAUUGGUGUAUUGAAUGAUGUCGAAGAAUGAGAUUUUUCUUUUUUUUAGUUGGAAUGUCGAAGAAUGUGAUUGGUUUGCUAUAUUUUAUUGUAUACCUCAGACAUUUCCACUAUUUAGGUUGAUGGACCUAUUUAACU